GCGGGGCGGGCGGGCCGAGGCGGGAGGGCCGGGCCCGCGGGGCGGCGGCGGAGUGGGACUCGGCGCCGGCGCUGGUGCGGGCGCCAUGGAGGCCAACGGGGGGCCGGGGGACCCGCCUGCCGAGCGCGGCAGCCCGGGCCUGACUCCGGAGGAGGGCGCGCGGGCCCGCGCCGAGUUCGCGGCGCUGCACGGCCCGGCGCUGCGCGCGUCCGGGGUCCCCGAGCGGUACUGGGGCCGCCUCCUGCACAAGCUGGAGCACGAGGUCUUUGAUGCCGGGGAGAUGUUCGGGAUCAUGCAAGUGGAAGAGGUGGAGGAGGAGAGUGAGGGCGAGGCAGCCUGGGAAGUGCGGAGGAAGAAGCCCAACCCCGGCAGCGAGCGCUGCUACAAGGUCAUCGUGACCAGCGAGAACGGGCUCCAGGCGGCCAACCCCAACAGCAUCUUCCUCAUCGACCACGCCUGGACGUGCCGCGUGGAGCACGCGCGUCAGCAGCUGCAGCAGGUGCCCGGGCUCCUGCACCGCAUGGCCAACCUGAUGGGCGUCGAGUUCCACGGCGAGCUGCCCAGCGCGGAGGCUGUGGACCUGGUGCUGGAGGAGAUGUGGCGGUUCAACCAGACCUACCAACUGUCCCACGGGACGGCCGAGGAGAAGGUGCCUGUGUGGUACAUCAUGGACGAGUUCGGUUCGCGCAUCCAGCACUCGGACACGCCCAGCUUUGCCACCGCGCCCUUCUUCUACAUGCCCCAGCAGGUGGCCUACACGCUGCUGUGGCCCCUGAGGGACCUGGACACGGGCGAGGAGGUGACCCGAGACUUUGCCUACGGAGAGGCGGACCCUCUGAUCCGCAAGUGCAGGCUGUUGCCCUGGGUCCCCGCCGACAUGCUGGACGUCAGCUCCUCCACGCCCGAGCCGCCGGACCAGCACUACCAGGCCAUUUUGGAGGAAAACAAGGAGAAGCUGCCACUCGCCAUCAGUCCGGUGGCAUAUCCCCGUGACCACGUCUUCAGGGUCUACACGGACGUCCAGCAGGUGCUCGGCCACCUCACCCACCCACGCUUCACCUUUACCCAGAGCGAGGCGGACGCGGACAUUCUCUACAACUUUUCCCACUUCAAGGACUACAGGAGGCUCAGCCAGGAGAGGCCCAACGUGCUGCUGAACCAGUUCCCCUGCGAGAACCUGCUGACCGUGAAGGAUUGCCUGGCCUCCACCGCGCGCCGGGCGGGGGGCCCCGAGGGCCCAGCCUGGCUGCCCCGUACCUUCAACCUGCGCACCGAGCUGCCCCAGUUCGUCAGCUACUUCCAGCAGCGGGAGAGGCGGGGCCAGGACAACCACUGGAUCUGCAAGCCCUGGAACCUGGCCCGCAGCCUCGACACCCACAUCACCAGGAGCCUCCACAGCGUCAUCCGGCACCGCGAGAGCACCCCCAAGGUCGUGUCCAAAUACAUUGAAAGUCCAGUCUUAUUCCUGCGAGAAGACGUGGGGAAGGUCAAGUUUGACGUCCGCUACGUCGUGCUGCUGCGCUCGGUGAAGCCCCUGACGCUGUUCGUGUACGACGUAUUCUGGCUGCGGUUCUCCAACCGGCCCUUCGCGCUCGAUGACCUGGACGACUACGAGAAACAUUUCACUGUCAUGAACUACGACCCAGAGGUGGUGCUGAAGCAGGUGCACUAUGAUGAGUUCAUCCCUGAGUUUGAGAAGCAAUACCCAGAAUUCCCUUGGAAGAGCGUCCAGGGUGAGAUCUUCCAGGCCUUCACGGAGCUGUUCCAAGCGGCAUGUGCCAAGCCACCGCCCCUGGGCCUCUGCGACUAUGCCUCAUCCCGGGCUGUGUAUGCCAUCGACCUCAUGCUCAAGUGGGACGACCGUCCAGAUGGGAGGCGGGUGAUGCAGCCACAGAUCCUGGAGGUGAACUUCAACCCGGACUGCGAGCGAGCCUGCAGGUACCACCCGACCUUCUUCAACGACGUCUUCAGCACCCUGUACCUGGACGAGCCCAGCAACUGCCACGUCAGCCGCCUGGUCUAGGUGCCCGCGGGUCCUGCUGAGGCUGGGUCCUCCAGCCUCAGCUCCCCGAGCCGCUUCUGCAGAGUCCUCCUCCCCGUCCUCCCUCGGACAAGCCUCGCCUUCGAGCUUUGGCCCCAGCACCGCCUCUGGGGGCUCAGGGUCCUCCUCUGCCUCCUGACUCAGGAGCAGGGCCGGUCACCGUGUCCCCUGGGGCUGAGUGCCAGGCCCCCGUGCACAGUCCCCUCACCGCCAUCUCUGCUCAGCCAAAGGCUUUUCCAAAGAGUUUGGUUCCCGGGCUGCCGUGUUUCCAGGGUGUUGGCGGAAGACGGGUUCCGGGGAGCGUGACGAGGCGUCCCCACAAACAGGCUUCCCCGGAAGCACCUGUGGAGCCCAAACAUGAACGGGGCCAGGCUGGCUCCUUCUCCAGAUGCUGCUUGUGCGUCGUGGCUCCCCCAGGGCAGGGUGUCGGGGUCCCCCGCUGCACCCCUGUGUCCCCAAAACCCCUGGGAACCUGCCAGCCUUCUUGUUCCCCAACCUUGACCAAAACCUUUACCGGCAAGCUUCUCGUGCCCGCCGCCUGUGAUCGCUCUUGCCUUUCCAUUUGGCAAAAGCAGGCCGUCCUUCCCACCUCCGUGGCCCCCGCAGACCUCGCCACCCGCCGGGCACAGCAGCGCUCUCCCCCUCGUCCGACGUCGGCUGGGACUCCCUGACGAGGGGCCUCGGGGACAAGUGUGGGCAGCAGGGCACCAGGCAGUGGAGAGCCGACAAAGAUGAUUCCAGGGAGAACUUCGCGUCAUAGUUAGAUGUCGUCUUCCACCAGAGUCUAGAGUCAAAAUGUUGGGUUUUUGUUAGUUUUUCGCUUACGGGAGUAAAUCGAAAUUUCUUAUCCCUUCCAUGCUUUUGUUUCCAAAACCUGGAAUCAGAUGCCAGCCUGUGUGUAGCCGCAGCACGCCCAGACCCCGCUGACAGGGCAGGGGGGCCAGUCCGCCUCCCGGGGAGCGGGGAGCUGCUUUCAUUUUGAAGCCAAGAGUGAUCCUUGUGGCAAAACUGGACUUGACUGUGCCUCCAUCUCUGUGUCUCCUUGGCUGUGUCUGUCGGCCUCUGUCACCCAGGACCUCAGCCUGUCGGCCGGGGGGACGCCCCUUCCCUCCAGCCAUGCACAGGUGUCGAGAGCAGGGCACCUCGUCUCGGGUCGUCUCCCUGGAGGGCCGCUGGCGUCCCGUCCUCUCCUUGACUCGAUUCGUAUCACAAUAAAGUAUGCCUUCUCUA
Messenger RNA from Panthera uncia (snow leopard), 3271 nucleotides. RefSeq names its product tubulin tyrosine ligase like 12 (gene TTLL12). The transcript has 14 exons. Gene Ontology annotation, biological process: protein modification process. Bases 86 to 2023 code for a protein of 645 amino acids. The record is from RefSeq and is a predicted model, not a curated record. NCBI's taxonomy places the organism in Eukaryota, Metazoa, Chordata, Mammalia, Carnivora, Felidae.